AGAGGGGAUAUGUCAUUCACUCUUAGAAAAGCCGAGCACAGAGGGAUACCUGGAGUCAAACUGAGGAAGACUUCUCUGCCUGUGUCUCUCUGCAGAGCUGACGGAGGCAUUUGGGGACUGGGACUUACUUUGGCUGCAGUGACAGAGGACGCUCUAACUUACCUGUGCAGCAUACACAGAGACACACUCUGUUCUUAACACUUUUUUGAGCUCUCACCUUCACUUACAAUUUUUUCAAGAGUAGAAGGAACUCACCAACAGUAGCCUUUUUGCUGUUGUUCGUGAUCCGGCGAUGUCGUGGGAUUGUGGUUUGAGGUACAUGUUCUCUGUGCCCCCUGUGCUGCAGCAAGGGAGCAUGUGCAUCCUGCAUGACAAGGAGGACCUGUCCAGACUGGAGAUGGUCCAGAGACUGGCUAAGGAUGGCUGUCGUUUUCUGCAGAACCAGAGCAAGGGCCCGGAGAGGACAAGUGAGCCACACAGUGACGAGGCAGUCCGAGUGUGUGUAAGGGAGAGGGGCCACAAUGUGCUGGUCCUACAGAGAGUGUCGUCACAGCUGCCAGCCCCCUCUGCAACGUCAAGGGGAGGGGGGAGAGAGGAGGCGAGGAAUGGGAGGUACGUGGUGGUAUCAGGGACCCCUGAGAAGAUCCUGGAGCACCUGCUGAAUGACCUGACACUGGACGAGGAGCAGGGGACGACACAGGGCAAAGAGUCAGAUACACUUCUAGAUGACUUUCUGCUGACCUACCCAGUGUUCAUGUCAACCAGUGAUUUAUGUCAAGCACUACUGGGACACUAUUGCUCCAAGCGAUGCAGAGGGAAAGAGGACAGGAAGGAGGCUCUGGAGAGGAAACGGAAAGUCCUGCACCUGGUGUCACAGUGGGUGUCUCUCUGCAGAGAUUUCCUGAGGGAGGACGAGCAUGUCAAACUCUUCAUGAAGACUUUGUGUCGUUACGUUCUGGAUGAUCUGUACGAGCACCCCACACUGGAGAAGGAUGUGAUGGAGCUGCAGCAGCUGUACAUGUUGCAUCGUAGACACACGGUGGAUGAAUACUCUCCUCAAAGAAAGAGUAAAGUGCUUAUCCACCAAUUGAGCCCUAAAGAGAACGGGCUGCAGUCCAGAGGAACACAGAGGGAGAACAAGGAAGUUCUGUGUCAUGUGUACAUCACCAUGGAUUCGUACGUGAGUAUGAAGGCCCAUGUAGGUGUCUUGGCCCAGGAGCUGCUGCAGGCGGCGGCAGACAGGAUGGAUGUCCCUCAGGGCGAGUUGGUGCUGGUGGCUGUCACUUAUACUGGAGGUCGGCUCCUCCUGCAGCCUCAUGACAGAGUCUUCUCUGAUUCUUCACGGCCAGUCGGGAGGCUGCAUGUGUGCAGGAAGGACCUGGGGGAAGUCAUGAACCCGUUCACAGACAACUCAGAGCUGCAACAGAGGACAGCUCGCAUGCUCACUUUAAACACCUGGGAUGUGGCUGUUGCUCUCACCAACUUUGACUGGACCAUCUUUGACUCGGUGCACGAGCAAGAGCUCAUCUACUUCACCUUCAGCCGCCACAGUCGCAGCGGCCACACUGUGGCCCUAGAGCUGCUCCUGCAGCGCUGCGAUGAGGUCCAGCUGUGGGUGAUGACUGAGGUGCUGCUGUGCCCCAUGCUCUGCAAAAGAGUUCAACUCAUCAAGAAGUUCAUUAAGAUUGCCGCCCACUGUAAAGCUCAGAGGAACCUCAACUGUUUCUUCGCCAUCAUAAUGGGACUAAACGCUGCAGCUGUUAGCCGUCUCAGUCAAACAUGGGAGAAAAUUCCUGGGAAAUUCAAAAAGCUGUUUUCAGAGCUGGAGACGAUGACAGAUCCGUCUCUGAACCACAAAGCCUACAGGGAUUCCUUCAAGAAGAUGAAGGCGCCAAAGAUCCCUUUUAUUCCUCUGCUACUGAAAGAUAUCACAUUCAUUCAUGAAGGCAACAAGACGUUUCAUGACAACCUGGUCAAUUUUGAAAAGCUGCACAUGAUAGCGGACACAGUGCGGCUCAUCCGGCAGUGUCAGCGGGAUCACAUGGGAAAUGGCAUCACGCAGAAGAGCAGCCAAGACGUGCGAGCACACAUUGAUUACCUUCAUAUCAUCGACAAUCAGGAGACUCUGUUUGAACUCUCUCAGCGGCUGGAGCCUCGUGCUUAGAGAGCAGCUCUUUCUGCCUCUCUGCCGUCACAGCAAGACCGCCGAAUCGCCAAGGAACAAUCUGUCACUGUCUCAUCAAUUUCUCAGGACACAACGUGGCAAUCAGAUGGGCACUGCGUGAUCCCGGCCGACCACAGGGUGGAGCCGUGCUAUCAGGAAUCACCACCAGAGAUGGGAAAAAGUAGCAAAUGACUCAUCUAUGCCCAAAAAGGCCUGAGUGAAUUCACAACAAGACCCCAGUGACAAAACACCUGGAAACAAGCCAAGAUUAUCAUCAAACAGUUAAGCAGAACAACUCUCACUGUGCUGUUCCAAACAGCGGCAGCACAGGUCAGCAAGGGUAGAGCAGCUGUUCUCAUAAAGACACAACAGCUCCCUCUUGUGGAGCGUCAGCAGCCAGUCUAGAUGAGUAUGUUUGGAAGUGUAGAGCUUCCCAUCUAGUAAAAAGCUACAAAAACUAAACAAGCCAGGAGCUGUUUGUAGACCUGGCUGCAGAGAGUUUCUUUCCCCAUCCAAACCAAAGAGAAUUCAAGUCCAAUACUGUCCACACACACACUUCUGUUUCUCUGUCCUCAGACUUCAACACAAUCUGGAUGUGGUCUCUUUCAAAUGUGGGACACAAUCUGUGUUUAUCAGUUCAGUGUCUGCACAAGAGGCUGAUGUUUUGCUGACAAGAUAAAGAAAAGUGUUUUUCAAACUCUCUCCCAUUUUCAAAUGUUAUUUACAUCACAUAUUUUAAAUUGACCUUACUCUUUCCCAUGCUGUUGUUUUUUGUAUAUCCAUAAAGUAAGGACAUGACAGUAGGAAAGAACACACAGUACACAGUGUUUCUAUGGUGUGUGUCAACAGCUGUGGGAGGUAUAAUCAAAUGUUGAGUAUGUGAGUGCCAAAACCCAUCUGACUGCAGUUACACAUGAAUGCUAAAUGCUCAGACUUUUAAACGCUUCUUUAUAAGUUGUGCUGUGGACAAUCAGUUAACCGAAGCCGCUCUUCUUCUUCUUCUCUGUUUAAAUAUUGAUUGGCUGAAAACUGCUCGUCAAAUCAAAUAUUUCUCCAUUACCAAGAGGCAGUUCAUCAUGAUAACGCUCAGUAAAUAGAUAUAUAUCGUAGAGGAAAAAUAAUUUUGGAUGUUUGUUUUUGGGUGAACUGUUCCUUUAGGUAAAGAGCACUAGCCAAUUCCAGUUCUGCAGCACCUUCUGAAAACAGACAGUAAAAUAUAGAUCUGUGCAGUGAAGUCAUGAUCUCACUGUCACGGUAAUGUUAGGCCAUUUGAAGUAGACACUGUGAAAAGUGUUGUAGACAGAAGUUCACAUUAUGUUUGGAUUUUUCUUUAAUCAUGGAUUUUAAAGCCAAUUUUACAGCAAGAGGACAUGCUCUAGCAGUAAUCAUCUUAUUUCAGAUCUAAUUUGUAUCAUCAAUAUUGUAAAGUUGAACCUGUUUAUACUGUGUAUAUAUGUUAAAAUUCUGGAUGAGGAUAUUUAUUUAUUUCAGAAUUAUUUAUUUUCUCUGUAGAUAUUUGAUUUCCUGUUUUUUGUUUUUGUAUGCACUGAUUUGGCUGGUCUGUAUGAUAUGGCAAACCAUGGAUUGACCGUCACUGUCAACUGUGCAUGCAAUAAAAUAUUUUUUUUUACCUCGAUCUGGUUCUUCUAGAAAAUAAAGUUUACAACAUGUA
Messenger RNA from Notolabrus celidotus (New Zealand spotty), 3836 nucleotides. RefSeq names its product rap guanine nucleotide exchange factor 5-like. The record is from RefSeq and is a predicted model, not a curated record. NCBI's taxonomy places the organism in Eukaryota, Metazoa, Chordata, Actinopteri, Labriformes, Labridae. Gene Ontology annotation, biological process: positive regulation of GTPase activity; Ras protein signal transduction. Gene Ontology annotation, cellular component: plasma membrane. Bases 293 to 2164 code for a protein of 623 amino acids. Gene Ontology annotation, molecular function: guanyl-nucleotide exchange factor activity. The transcript is spliced from 18 exons.